AUGGGGGGUUUCGGGACGCGAUGGCGCGGGCCGGGGCUUCUGCCAGAGGAGCGAGAGCGCGAAGACUUUUGGACCGUUGUGGCGAGGAGAGCAGAAUGUGCGGGGCCUUCGGCUCUGUGCGUGUAUGUCGAAGGAGCUGCGUUCGUUCGACCCCCUCGUUUGCAUCUGCUAAUGUCGACGUCAUGCGAUCGAUGCGUGCUCGUUGCUUGGCCUGAAUUGCCCUGGCCCGGGAUUGCGCGACCUCCUUUUUGGCCUUUAGUAAGGAAAGGAAUACUCGCUGUUUCAUCCUCCGACUCUUUCGGCCUCUCGAUCGACAACAUGCCAGACGAGUAACACUUCCAUCGGAAUGAUUGCAAGGCGUCGAGUAGUGGGAUGAGGUUGAUCGCAAAGAAUUUGAUACGGAGGAGAGGUUUUCUUCUCUUCGAGCGUUUGGAGGACGAGGAGAAGGUGAGUGUGUUUGCGUUGACAUCUGUGGCAGGCAGACGAGGGCAGCCCGCUCGCCCGGCCGCUGCGUUGAGUGGGAUCUGAGACUUGCCGAGUUUUGGAUUGAAGGCUUUCGUAGGCUGGACAUGGCAGCAUGCGCGGGUCUCACACUUGGGCAAUGACAGUUCGUUGCGAUCCUUCUGCCAUAUUUGCAAGGUUCUUGGUGGCCACCCACGGGCAGCAUCGUCGAGCGCUACAGAAUGUCUAAAUUAUUGUCAUAACGGGGUGAACGUUAUGCUGAUUUGAGCACUCGACAUUCCAUUGCUGAAUUUAGUCCGACAACGCGGUCGGUCGAGCUGGAGAUUUGUGGCAUUGAUUGCUGCAGCAGAGCGUCGGUCUCUUAAUGGCCCUCUUCUAACCACAUUCCAUAACUCCAAAUUUGAAAGAAAUUUGUCGGUGUCCGGUAUACCGUUUCGAGAUCAGUUGCCGUCCAUGCACAUGCAUGCUCUCGUGGAUUCUACAAGGUCUUGUUCUUAAAGCCCAUGACUCCCACUCGAGGUACGCUCAGGGCUAUGAAGUCUAGAAUCCGAAGCCUUCGAAAGACCACAUUCUCUCGCAUUCUAAUCAGAGUCCCUCAGUUGGACUCAUACAGCAAUCUUUAUGAUCUUAGUCAUGUCCAUAAAUAUGAACGAAUUCUACCACAGCAUUCUUUUCUGAACCCUUGAUCGAUGCUGGGCAGUCCUCAUAUUUCCUGGGAAUUCUCAUAGUUAAGGAAAUUAGCUUAGAUUCUGGAUUUUAUUAGGUUUAAUUUUCAGAUUGGUUAAGAAACAGAGUUCAUAGAUCUCCUUAUGAAUUUAGUCUAGAUUUAACUUACGUAAUUACUUUGAUCGCGUGUAGGUCUCAGAGAUUUAUGAAAGAAUGAUUUGUGCAGGAAGAAAAAAAAUAUAUGGC
Messenger RNA from Marchantia polymorpha subsp. ruderalis, 1374 nucleotides. NCBI's taxonomy places the organism in Eukaryota, Viridiplantae, Streptophyta, Marchantiopsida, Marchantiales, Marchantiaceae. The record is from the annotation of a GenBank genome assembly.